CUGCUUCCUUACAUUCUCCAAACAGAGAAGAGAUGGGCAACAGCGAGUCAUUCUCUGAAGGUGAUCCUCUGAGGAUUGUGAUGAUUGGGAAAACUGGUGUUGGGAAGAGUGCUGUUGGUAACACCAUUAUUGGCAAAGACGUUUUUCAGUCUUUAGUGAGUUCAGAGUCAGUGACCGAGACUUGUGAAAUAGAACGAGUUAGAGAUUGCAAAAGAAAGAUCCAAGUGGUCGAUACCCCCGGCAUUCUGGAUACGUCUAAAAAUACAGACAUCAUAAAUAAAGAGAUUGCAAAAUGCAUUCACAUGACCACUCCUGGGCCUCACGUCUUCCUGCUGGUUCUUCAGAUUGGCAGGUUUACCCAAGAAGAAAACAACUCUGUGCGAGCUCUGGAGAAACUCUUUGGACCUGAGGCAACAAACUACACGAUCAUCCUGUUCACUCACGGUGACAAGCUAACUAAAGAGAAGACAACCAUACAAGAGUAUUUGAGAACUGGCCAACCUAAACUCAGACAGUUGUUGGCUAGGUGUGGUGAAAGAUAUCAUGUCUUCGAUAACAAAGAUAAAAACAGAAUUCAGGUGGCUCAUCUGAUCAAGAAGAUCGAUCACAUGGUGGGAACAAAUGGAGGAUGUCACUACACAGAUAAAAUGUUUGAGAAAGCGCAGGAGCAAUUAAAAACAUCAGGACAGCUUUUAAAUGAGGCCUUCAUGGCAGAGCUGCGGCAAAAAGUCAUCCUGUUUCAGCAAAUAUUGGCUAAUCCAGAGGGCUGGACUAGCUAGGACUACACUUGCCAGUCUUCUGAGUCAAUAAUGGAUCCUUAAUCUGAUGUA
This is a messenger RNA of Haplochromis burtoni (Burton's mouthbrooder), 830 nucleotides long. Its product is annotated as GTPase IMAP family member 7-like. NCBI's taxonomy places the organism in Eukaryota, Metazoa, Chordata, Actinopteri, Cichliformes, Cichlidae. Bases 33 to 779 code for a protein of 248 amino acids. The record is from RefSeq and is a predicted model, not a curated record. The transcript has 2 exons. Gene Ontology annotation, molecular function: GTP binding.